Cladophialophora psammophila CBS 110553 is the source of this 2592-nucleotide messenger RNA. RefSeq lists its product as uncharacterized. The record is from RefSeq and is a predicted model, not a curated record. The coding region runs from base 1 to 2592 and encodes 863 amino acids. The transcript has 3 exons. Lineage: Eukaryota; Fungi; Ascomycota; Eurotiomycetes; Chaetothyriales; Herpotrichiellaceae. Gene Ontology annotation, molecular function: endonuclease activity.
AUGGACCCUUUCAACCACCUCUCACAUUGCGGCAUCACCAUUACCGAGGAUGGCUCUUUGGCGGCUACCGUGGAGACCGGGGCCCCGGAGGCGAAGGAGACCGAAGAUUCAGAGGAAGCGCAGGACGCCCUAGGUCGGAAGAAACGCACAAGAUUCACCCGCGAGGAUGACGAAGAGCUGAAGCAGUGGAUGACGAACGCGAUGAAGGAAGGCAUACCCAUUACUGGGACAAAGGUUUUCGAGGACUUGGCCGCGGUGAAUGGCCGCCACUCUGCAGUGUCGUGGAAUUGGCGAUGGCUCCGCCAAUUCCGAUACCGUGCGGACCCUCAAUCGACCACCUUCGGCCGUGUCCUCGAAGACGAUCCUGGGCCUGAACCCAUGACAGCCCCUCCAGGGCACAUCCUUCCCGAUCGUCCCCGGGAUCCAAGCGGCUCUGGGGUCGAGGCUGCGAAUGCUGACAGUCCUCCACACGCCGGCCCACGGACCGCUUACCUGCCCCGAGAUCGGUGGGAGCAUGAUGGCUCUGCUAUACCGCCUCCACAUUUCCGCGCCUUGACACACCACUUACCCGACGGCAGAACAACCCGUGCGCACCUCAGAGCCGAAUCCGAGAAGACGCUUCGGCAAAUGUUACACCUCAACUCUUCGGCCGAGCUGGCCCGAUGGCUCGUGCAAGACUGGGUUCUUGAUGUCUAUGUCGAGUACGACGCUGCUGUGCUCCAACCAGUUAGCGAGAGAUUCGACGAUCGGGGCCGGGAAAUCCGGCGGUCGUGGUCCAAGUACACCAUCAACAACGCAAUGGAGGCACUCCGGCGCGUGAGCCCCAGAUAUCUACCCCGAGAAGUCGACAAGUCCGGCUGGAACCUGGACGACCAUGACAUCCGCUUCAUAGUCCGCCUUGUUGCCGCCGGCCGCGCUCCUGGCCGCUGGUGGGAGUCACAAACUUUAGACAGUGACCUGCCGGAUCUGUGUGCAACGGCGUACCGCCUUGCCGGCUGGUUGCGCUCGGUCCAUCGACAGACGACAGCCCUGGCUGAUCAAGGCCACCAGAUGCACCGCGCGAGAUGUUUUUGGUGGAUGGAACACUUGAGACGUGCAAGCCGAGAAGCUGGGUCUCUGGUUGACCUUCCUGCUGGCCGAGGCUUGCCGCGAAUGAGCGGCGCCUUCGGACCCGCUCGCUCAGGCCCCUCUGACACGCCAACAACUCUAAUCCUCGACGGCACCGACGAAGAAAGCUGCUAUUACACCGCGUCCGAAGGCGAGCAAAGCCAACCACGUCGUCACGCAGGCCCGCUUUCCGGCACAGACUCCUCUCGAUCAGCCGAGACCGAACCGCGGGAUCCAGACCUCCACGAGUGUUCAGAUGGCGUCGACUCAGCCAAUGACGACGAAGAGCAUUCUUGUGGAUCGGACUCGAGCUUCGGCGAAGCCAGCAACGGCGAGUCGUCCUUCGACUCUGCUUGUGCCGCCCUACGGUAUCCAGAACCGGCACAUCUCCCUCCACGGGUAUCUCGGAUAGAAAUUCCUCAAGUACCCGCGUACCCAAUCAGACUGGCGCCGCGCAAGGCGGCGACCGCGGACAAAUUCGAGAUAUGGGGAACAGAGGUUGGCCGCAACCGCUUUCUACGCGAACAGCAAAUUCUCCUGGCGUCCUGGGGGGUAACGCCAUUGCAGACCAGCGCGUGCGUCCUCGUCCCAAACAUGUGGUCGAACGCAGAUCCCGAACGUCUCUUGGAGCGUUUCGACCUCCAGAUGAUGCCUCCCAUCACGGCUCAACGCCUGGUUUUCACGAUGAAGGGUCGCACGAUGGCUUUUACGCGUGCCGCCGCUUGGUUCGCUGAGCCUCGACGUGGUAUUGACAUCGACAACUUUUUUGGUGACGGCCCGUACAUGCCCAUGCACGGCUCACACCGCUGUCACCAUCCACAUUGUGUCAAUCCCACUCACGCCGUCUAUGAUCCGGCCCAUGUCAACUGUGGUAGGGAGCGCUGUCGAAACGCUGCUCGAGAGUUUCGGCGGUAUGGCUUCGACGUUCCCGCGUUCUGCGACAGGCACGACCCCCCGUGCCUGAUGCAGCAAGCGGCUCUCACCACGCAAGAAGCGUACGUCAUCCAAUUCGUGAACCUUUGUCGAGCCAAAGAGAAGCCGCUCCCUUUCGAGGUUCCGCAGAAGCCUGUGAGCCAUGAGUUCUCGUCGUUCGAAACCCAGCUCCCAGUGUCUUUCUGCUCCUCUUCUCCUUCAAUGUCACCUCCAGACUUCGUCCGCGGUGCAGCCGACGCCAGCCUCCCUACUCAGCGGCCGCGAGGUCCUACAUUCUACUGUUCCUUCUGCAAAUCCCGGAGCUAUAGAUCUGUUGCCUCAUAUUGGGGCCACAUCCGAGACGAACACGGCCUCGAGUCGACUUCCGAGCGACUUGACGAGAUCCGCCGCGCCGGAGUUGUAUGGCGGGCGCAUCUCGAGGACCACAGACGGCGUGGACAUGGAGUGAGCCUCAACGAUCCGACUUGGGUAAAGCUACAACAAAUCCAGGAGCCCAAUUUCAGCUGGGGCGUGGUGGAAUCUUGGAAGCUCCGGGCUUGGCGGGAAAGAUAG